Molecule: messenger RNA, 597 nt
Organism: Haplochromis burtoni (Burton's mouthbrooder)
Lineage: Eukaryota; Metazoa; Chordata; Actinopteri; Cichliformes; Cichlidae
Product: protein FAM168A
Biological process (GO): positive regulation of base-excision repair
Source: RefSeq, a predicted model, not a curated record
CUGAAUCGGUGUACAUAUUAUCGGGCUAUUAUCAGAGCCUCUCCAGUUUAUAUUAUUGGUGGGUCUGGCCCCCCUCCUCUGUCUCUUGCAUCCCUGCAUCCCUCCCUCUCUCCCCUCCCGGCAGUGCAUCCCCAUCCCCCACACUGUGGCCGUCUCUCCGGGUGAAAGCUGUCUUCCCAGCGCCACUGGCCCGACAAAACGCUGCUGUAGCAGAGCCAGUCCGCACCGACCCGAGGCAGCACACUCACACGGGAGAGAGCACGUACACAUUCGGGGAAUCUUUCCUUUUUUCCCUUCCGUGAUCGACCGAGUAGCUUUGAUUUGCAUAUCCACUUCCACUCCUUCCUCAUUUGCAUACAGCAAGAAUGGCGAGCGGGCAUCCCACAGACAAAUUCAGUUUCAUGUAUCAACCAGACACGCACAAGAGUAAGAACAGGUUAUCUUCAGCUAUGAAUCCAGUCUACAGCCCUGUCCAGCCUGGAACUCCAUAUGGAAACCCCAAGAAUAUGGCCUUCACAGGCUAUCCAGGGGGGUAUCCUGCUACAGCUCCUACCUACACCAACCUGUACCAAACAGGCAGUCCUGGGUAUCCACCAG